AUGUCGAAGAGCCUCGAGAGUGUCGACAUCGUUCAGGCUGAGAAUGAGCAUGGCGAGAAGAAGGGGACUGGCGAUGCAGCACCAACCUCUGCGUUUGCGGGAUUGACGCGUGCUCAAUGCGUCAGGAAGUUUUGGCAACUUUACAUCACUGGACUGGGUGUUUCCUUGGCGGGAAUGUAUGCUGGAUAUGCCAACUCGGUCAUCGGAAGUAUAAUUGCCAACGAAGGCUUCAUCGAGUACUUUGCUACCGUCAAAGAUCCACAAACCGGCAAACCAGCUCUCAACUCGCAGCAUAUCUCGCUCUGGGCAGCCUGUUACUUUAUCACCUGUAUUCUGAUCCAGUCUAUUGCUCCAGUCACCGCAGAUAAAUUCGGUCGGAAGUUCAACAUGUGGGGAGUGACCUUCUUUCUGACUCUGUCUAUUGUAAUCCAGGUCAUUGCACCGAACUGGUGGACUCUCCUUAUUGCUAGGCUCGUGGCUGGCUGUGCAGGCGGUAUGAUGGGAACAUCAGUCAUGGUCUACAUGUCAGAAGUUGCACUCCCUCAGUUCCGUGGUGCUCUUUUGGGCAGCUUCUCCCUUGCUUUCGCUUUGGGUCAAGUCUUCCUUGCCAUUGCCCUUAAGGUCCUCGAGGAAACGAACCCAAUGGCGUUCCGCCACAUCUUUUACUCGGAGUUCGUCUUCACUGGUCUUUGGCUUUUCCCUAUGCUUUAUCUUCCCGAAACACCCUCUUGGUAUGCGUCCAAAGGCAGACACGAAGAAGGUAAGAAGGCGCUCAAGCGGCUUGUCGGCAAUGUUGAAGGAUUCGAUAUUGGUCGUGAGUACUCGGUUAUCCAGUACGAGAUGGAUGAGUCCUCGGCAACCGCCAAAUCCGGCAACGAAAACUCAGACUGGAGAGCUCUAUUCAAGAGCAAGAUCAACAUGAAGAGAUCCGUCAUCUCAACACUUCCCUUCACAUUCCAAAAUGUGGUCGGAGUCCCCUUGAUGUUCGGCUACACUACUUAUUUCUUCCAACUAGCUGGAGUCAGUGAUCCAUUUUUGGGCAACAUGGUCAAGCAGAUGGUUCUUGUAAUAGGCAUCAUCAUUUCCUUCUACACUGUUGACAAGGUUGGCCGACGGACGCUCGUCAUCGGUGGUGGUGCAGCAAUGGCGACCAUCUGCCUCAUUGUUGGCGGGUUGGGUUUCAUGAAGCAGACCAGCGCUUCAGGGAUGGCAUUGGUCGCCUUGUGUUCUCUUUGGGCUUUUAAUUAUACCGUUCCUCUCAUGCUAUCGAAUCAGAAUGCUGGAUGGGGUCAAAAGAUCGGCCUGUUCUUUGGCGGUAUCACUCUGAUCUACUUGAUUCCUUGUAUCCUGAUGUUCCCUGAAACGAAGGGUCGAACGUACCAUGAGUUGGAUGAGCUAUUCGAACGACGCGUUCCUGCCUGGAAAUUCGCAUCUACAAAGACUUCACACCAAGAAGAGCUUCAGGCCAAGCACAGCGGAGAAAAGGUGUGA
Molecule: messenger RNA, 1491 nt
Organism: Fusarium musae
Lineage: Eukaryota; Fungi; Ascomycota; Sordariomycetes; Hypocreales; Nectriaceae
Exons: 5
Coding region: 1-1491 (496 amino acids)
Biological process (GO): carbohydrate transport; transmembrane transport
Cellular component (GO): membrane
Molecular function (GO): carbohydrate:proton symporter activity
Source: RefSeq, a predicted model, not a curated record